AUGCGAGCCCGGUUUCUGUUGAUGUUCUUGGUCCAAGGAGCCAUGGCCGCCGAGUCCAUUGUAAGUGGGGCGGGAUUUUUUCAGAAAGACUUCAUAUUUCGGGGUGAUGACGCUACUGUUAGCAGUAUUAUAUUGUUUUACAAUUUUUUUGUGUAUGCUCUUCUUUACUGCAACACAUUUUUUGGCCAUUAUUUGUUAUACUUUCUACAUACAGUCUUCCCAUCUACCUUUGAGGCGUAUAAUUUUAUGCCCCUGUAAAGCUAUAUUUACAGCGGCAACUUUGGGUUAAAAGAAUCUCCAGACGGUCGAGUUUUUCUAUAACCAGCAUAUUACAUAUCUAAUUCAAUGUCUCCUUUUUUUGGGCAUGUUAUAAGAUUGCUGUAGUAAAAAUCUUGAGUUUAAUUACUAGUGUCAUGCAAUACAUUUUUAUGGCUUAUGAUAUUUUGCUUGUUUAGGAGUCCUCAUCAUCAUCAGAACGUUGCGAACUUCCAGUAAAUUUCCAAAGCCUUCCAAUUUUUGCCCAAGACGAAAUCAGAGCUGUCUGGUAAGUUCAUUCUUUUACAACAUAACGCAAACUUUCUCAGGAAAAACUACGUUCCCGGUCAGAGCUGUAAAAAAGAGGUCCUAAUCACCGAAGAUAUCCUCUCUGUGCUUGAGAUGUUCGACAAAGAGCUCACUAUUGACAAGGAUUUCCUCUCAUCCGGCAGUAAAUUCAACCAUUUUACAACAAAUCCAUUGGGGAAAAAUUCCAACGAAAAACCGCCGGAUGACGUGGCUGUAACGACUUGGAUCUGGUCAUCAACUGAAGCUCCAAGCACAUCGACCGAGUUCCUUGUACGGACAACAACACAGUUGCCAGUUCUAUGGCAAAAAGUUAAGAAAGAUGAAGCGCCAAGUGCGGAGCUAGGAUUCCCAACUUUAGUGCCAUUCAUUAAUCAAAAACUGAUUGUGAGCGAAUCUUCAGAGAGUUUUGAGGCAACUACAACUCCAACUACUACUACAACUUUCAGUUGGUUGACUAGCACUACUAGUACGGAAAUUCCAACAACUUUUUCAACAACAACUUUGUCUGAUGAGCGUGUGACUCAAUGGAUUGAUGCUUUUGAUCGUUCACACCAAGACCAUGGCCAUGUUGAGCCGCAAAACAGCAGUGGUGAUGACAAAUCAAUAGAUGACCAGUCAAAACAACUGGAGGAGCGUGAUGCAAGAGGGCAUCAACAUGAAUAUCCGGGUCAAUUAAUUCGAAGGCCAUUAAAGACAAGGGUUAAUUUCCAUGAAUAUCAAGAUUAUGAAGAGAUUCUUCGAGAAGAAGCGAGAAGAGAGCAGCAGGAUGCAGCUCGAAAACGGAAAGUAAGCGGAACAGACUCUAUAGUUUAUUAUGAUCGUCGUAAGACGGAUGUCUAAGGUGAUCAUGACGAGCUUAUAUUUUUUAAAGAUGGUCACAAAACAUCUUUUGUAGUUGAAAGUGUUUUAUGAUCUUGUUCUUGUAGGAAAUCGGAAACGACAAGUUCUUUGAGCCCAUCGAUUCCGCGUUACCAUUCCUUCGCGGAGCCAGCCCUCGGGUUCAGCAGGUUUUCAAGGAGGUUUUGAAUGAUCCGGAUGUCUUGUCUGAAGGACGACGGCAAGAUGAGGUGAGUCAAAAGCAAUCAAAUGAGAUAUAUAAAUUUUUCAGUCAUCGUUUAUCAGUUACAUUCUUAUUUCCAGCUGCAUGUCCUAGCUGUCUCCUACUUAGAGCCCGAGCAACUAGAAGCCUAUAACAAUUGGGCAUUUGCUCGUAGGAAACGCAUCAUUCAACGAGAAGAACAACUGUACCCUCUUUCCAGGCCCGCUAGAACGGCGUUGAAAGACUUGUCGCUAACGGCGGCACAAAGUCGAAUGCGCAAAGUCAAGGAGUUGGAUUCAGAGAUCCGCGAAGAACUCAAGGAUUAUGCAAUUCGAUUACGAGAGGAGCGGCAUUGA
This is a messenger RNA of Bursaphelenchus xylophilus (pine wood nematode), 1959 nucleotides long. NCBI's taxonomy places the organism in Eukaryota, Metazoa, Nematoda, Chromadorea, Rhabditida, Aphelenchoididae. The record is from the annotation of a GenBank genome assembly.